GGGCCGGAGCUGUGCAAAGGCCGAGAGACCGGCUUCUCUGCGGAGGACACCCGUUCUCUCUCCGGACCUGGUCUGGGUCGCAGCUCGGGCUUCCCGUCGCGGAGCUGUGCAUCUCCAAUCUGGAACCCAACCCGCGAGGCUCCAGUAAGUACGAAGCACCCACGCAGCGUGCGAACCGGCUCAGGGCGGACGGAGAGGGUGUCCCUGCUCCUGUGUAUCCAGUGUGCGUCUCCAUUUACUUAUCCCCUUAAUCGUUUAUCCACCCAUCAUUUAUCGGUUCGUUUAUUUGGCAUUCUGGGUGCACUCGCUGCGCCGCUUGUCCACAUCCUUCUCUCCGACGGUGUUGGAAAAUCCUGUGCCCUAAAGAAUUCGGACUGAGAUCCGAACGGAAGAGUGGGGUAGACGAGGGUGCAACCCCAGAGGGACCAUGUUCUACUAUCCCAGCGUGCUUCAGCGCCACACGGGCUGCUUCGCCACCAUCUGGCUGGCAGCAACGCGCGGCACCCGGUUGGUGAAGCGCGAAUACCUGAAGGUGAACGUGGUGAAGACCUGCGAGGAAAUCCUCAAUUACGUGCUGGUACGUGUGCAGCCCCCGCUGCCAGGUCUGCCGCGGCCCCGCUUCUCCCUUUACCUCUCAGCCCAGCUCCAGAUCGGCGUCAUUCGGGUCUACUCUCAACAAUGCCAGUACCUUGUAGAGGACAUCCAGCACAUCCUGGAGCGCCUGCACCGGGCCCAGCUGCAGAUCCGCAUUGAUAUGGUGGAGACUGAGCUACCCAGCCUGCUACUGCCUAAUCACCUGGCCAGGAUGGAGACUCUGGAAGCUGCUCCAGACCCCUUUUUUGGGAUGAUGUCUGUGGAACCCAGACUGCCCAGUCCCUUGAAUAUCCCUCAGAUUCGACACCUCCUAGAGGCUGUGAUCCCAGAGAGAGUUCUUGAAGAGAUCCCUCCUGAAGUUCCUAUAGAGCCAGAAAGGAUUCUGAUCACUGCACCGUCUCCCGAGGCCAUCACGCUCCUGGAGGCGGAGCCCAUACGUAUGCUAAAGAUUGAGGGUGAACGGGAACUCCCAGAGGUCAGCCGCCGGGAAUUGGAGCUGCUGAUCGCAGAGGAGGAGGAAGCCAUCUUGUUAGAGGAACGUCGGCUAGAGUACAAAGAGGAGCUCCUGGCCCCAGAGAGGGAGAUCGCAGUCCCCCCGCCCUCACCUCUAGCUCUUGCAGAGGUGGAGGAGGCUGCAGAGCUACUUCCGGCUGAGGUCCUGGCCCCUGAAGAGCUGAAGCCACCAGGCUGGGAGCCCGAGGCCCUACUUCCUGAGAUAACCCCCCCGCCGGAGCUGCGUCUGCCAGCCCCACCCAGCCCAGAGCGGAGGAGGCCCCCAGUCCCCCCACCUGCUCGCCGCCGCCGUCGCCGCCGGUUAUUAUUCUGGGACCGGGAGACCCAGAUUCCCCGGAAGGAAUUCCAGGAACAAAUGCAAACCAGAGCCCACUGCCGGGAGUGUCCAAUGGUGCAGCCUCCUGAGAGGAUGAUCACGAGCCCCGCAGAGCUGUUCCGAACCCCGACUCACUCUGGCCGGCUACCCCAAGAACUGCUGGCUUUCUGGACCCACUGUGCCCAGCCACUCCCACUAGCACUCCGGAGAAGGCCGCCCCCGGAGCUUGAGGAGGAGGAAGCUGAGAGGGAGGCGGCAGCUGAGGAGGAAAGGAGAAGGGCUGAAAUUCCGAGCGCUAUCGAGGUCCUGAGGGAGGCCCUGGAGCCCAGUGGGCCCCUCGUGCUGCCUUCAGAGAUCUCCCUAGAAGCGGCUGAGGAGGAGAAGCCCCGCAUCAGUCUCGUCCCCCUGGAAGAACGGUGGCCCUGGCCUGAGGCGGAGCUGCCAGAAGCCCCUGCGUUGCCCGUGGUGCCUGAGCUCCCUGAGGUGCCUGUGGAGCUGCCUGUGGAGCUGCCCCCAGAGCCUGAGCCGCUCUCGCUGGAGGCUGUGCACAGGGCAGUGGCACGGGAGCUGCAGGCCAACAGGGAGCCUGACUUCAGCAGCCUGGUGCCACCUCUCAGUCCCCGCAGGGUGGCUGCCCGGGUCUUCUACCUGCUCCUGGUGCUUGCUGCACAGCAGAUCCUUUGUGUGAAACAAGAGGAGCCAUAUGGGCGCCUCCUGAUCCAGCCAGGGCCCCGAUUCCACUGCGGUUAGAGCCAAUUUACAAAGCUGCCAGGGAACCGGCUACGUUAAACAAUGUCCUGCCUCACUUCUGAACACGGAUCUCUAUCCUUCCUGCUCCCAGAGCUACUGUUCAAGCAGAAAAUAAAC
Messenger RNA from Eubalaena glacialis (North Atlantic right whale), 2290 nucleotides. RefSeq names its product REC8 meiotic recombination protein (gene REC8). Gene Ontology annotation, cellular component: synaptonemal complex; cohesin complex. Gene Ontology annotation, biological process: synaptonemal complex assembly; replication-born double-strand break repair via sister chromatid exchange; mitotic sister chromatid cohesion. The coding region runs from base 428 to 2173 and encodes 581 amino acids. The transcript has 19 exons. Gene Ontology annotation, molecular function: protein binding; chromatin binding. The record is from RefSeq and is a predicted model, not a curated record. NCBI's taxonomy places the organism in Eukaryota, Metazoa, Chordata, Mammalia, Artiodactyla, Balaenidae.